Glycine soja is the source of this 2113-nucleotide messenger RNA. Its product is annotated as probable anion transporter 4, chloroplastic. Bases 190 to 1740 code for a protein of 516 amino acids. Gene Ontology annotation, cellular component: plastid. The record is from RefSeq and is a predicted model, not a curated record. Gene Ontology annotation, molecular function: phosphate transmembrane transporter activity. Gene Ontology annotation, biological process: transmembrane transport. The transcript is spliced from 9 exons. NCBI's taxonomy places the organism in Eukaryota, Viridiplantae, Streptophyta, Magnoliopsida, Fabales, Fabaceae.
AUAGCCUUUAGUAUCACAAAACAAGUAUCAAAACCACGUACUCGUUACUACUCAUGAUUCUUCUUUAAAAUUACACUAAAACAAUGUGCAAAAGACAAGGCGAUUUGCGUAAUUGUCAACCACCACACCAACCAAGCCGCGUCGUUCUUUUUAGUCACUGAUAAGAACAAACUUCCACCGUCCGCGGCCAUGGCAACGCUGUCUUCCGCCGUCACUCUCGCCGCUAAACCCCUCUCACUACCCCUAAACCACCGCGCCAGAGCGGCGGCGGCGUUCCACUCUCCCAAACCUCAUCUCAAGAGAGCGGAAUUCAAAUUUUUUUCGAAUGGCUCAGCUGCCUCUGUCCACUCCCUUACCCGCCGCCUCCGCGUUUCCUCCAACGACGCUCACUUCAAUUCGGGUCCCGAGGAGAGCCAGCAACAACAGUCGUCGAGUUUUGCUGAGUUCAUCACUUCCGAGAGAGUCAAAGUGGUGGCCAUGCUGGCUCUUGCUCUCGCUCUAUGCAACGCCGAUCGCGUCGUCAUGUCGGUGGCCAUCGUGCCGCUGUCCCUCGCCAACGGGUGGAGCCGCGCCUUCGCCGGAAUCGUUCAGUCGUCUUUUCUGUGGGGGUAUCUGGUUUCCCCUAUAGCUGGAGGGGUAUUGGUGGAUCACUAUGGUGGCAAAGUGGUCAUGGCUUGGGGAGUGGCCUUGUGGUCACUUGCUACUUUUCUUACCCCUUGGGCCUCUCAGACCUCCCUCUUGGCUCUACUUGCUGUCCGUGCUUUGCUUGGCAUUGCUGAAGGAGUUGCUCUUCCUUCCAUGAAUAACAUGGUUGCCAGAUGGUUUCCACAAACCGAACGAUCAAGGGCUGUAGGAAUCUCGAUGGCUGGAUUUCAGCUUGGAUGUGCAAUAGGGCUCACGCUUUCUCCCAUUCUCAUGUCGCAAGGUGGUAUAUUUGGUCCCUUUGUGAUUUUUGGAUUGUCUGGGUUUCUUUGGGUGUUGGUGUGGUUGUCUGCAACGUCAAGCACUCCUGAUCGGAGUCCUCAGAUAUCAAAAUAUGAGCUGGAGUAUAUAUCGAAUAGAAGGCACAAGUCUUUUUCAGUGGAGACAGCUAAGCCCAAGAAAGUUAAAGUGAUCCCUCCUUUCAGGCGCUUGCUUUCAAAGCGGCCAACAUGGUCUCUAAUCAUUGCAAAUUCCAUGCACAGUUGGGGUUUUUUUACUGUUCUUUCUUGGAUGCCCAUAUACUUCAGCUCAGUGUACCGUGUGGAUCUCAGGCAUGCGGCAUGGUUUAGUGCAGUUCCAUGGGCUGUGAUGGCUGUCACGGGUUACUUUGCUGGCUUGUGGUCGGAUAUGAUGAUACAAAGUGGUACAAGUGUCACUUUGACUCGUAAGAUUAUGCAGUCCAUUGGUUUUAUUGGUCCUGGACUCUGCCUCAUUGGCUUAGCAACAGCAAAAAACCCCUCAAUAGGUUCUGCUUGGCUUACUUUAGCUUUUGGCCUGAAAUCCUUCAGUCACUCUGGUUUUCUUGUGAACCUUCAGGAGAUUGCACCGCAGUAUUCUGGUGUUUUACAUGGAAUAUCAAAUACUGCUGGAACAUUGGCUGCUAUAUUUGGAACAGUUGGAGCUGGGCUUUUUGUUGAGCUAGUUGGUUCCUUCCCAGGAUUUCUGUUGCUUACAUCGCUCCUUUACUUUCUUGCUGCUAUUUUCUAUUGCCUAUUCGCUACUGGAGAAAGAGUAAAUUUUGACGAUCCUGUUGUCUGAGAGUGCUGGAAACUACAUACUGUACUGUACAGUUCAAUUUCUUGUAUAUGAAAGGAGUUAAGGAGAUAGCUGAAGAAUGUCAGAGAUGGCUAUGUGUUCUAACUGUCAUGCUUGUGAAGUGUAAAACAGAAACUAACCAUCUACCUAGUGUAAAAUCAUUUAUUGAUGUAUAGUUUUUUUGCUUUCCCAUAUGCAUUGAGAUAAUGCAUUUGGAGUUUUUAGGUUUUCUUGGGUUCCGAGAAUGUAUUUAAAAAAGAGAGAGAAAAAACUAUACAGUAAUAAGGUUUCUUUUCUGUUCUGUCCUUGCUGAUCAUGGAUAGUGUAUGAUAUGGCAUUUUUACGUAAUAUAUGCACGACCUGUUGUUCAAAUGCC